Aplysia californica (California sea hare) is the source of this 1436-nucleotide messenger RNA. RefSeq names its product aminoacyl tRNA synthase complex-interacting multifunctional protein 1. The transcript is spliced from 8 exons. The coding region runs from base 229 to 1350 and encodes 373 amino acids. NCBI's taxonomy places the organism in Eukaryota, Metazoa, Mollusca, Gastropoda, Aplysiida, Aplysiidae. Gene Ontology annotation, molecular function: tRNA binding. The record is from RefSeq and is a predicted model, not a curated record.
ACAUCAAAUGUGAUUUUUCUGUUGUCGGCCUGAGAUGCUGUCAUUGCAGAGCAGAGAGGAGAGGACUGCAACUGCAGGCCAGCGCGACCUUUUUUGGUUUUAGAAGGCCUCCUUACUAAAUUUAGAGAUCUAAAGAACAGGGGCAGCUUUUUCAUCGUGUUAAUUUGCACUACUUUUCUAAUUCUAAGACAGUAUGGUCUUACUUCAGUGCUGUGGUUUUCUCUGAAAAUGAUUGCUGUACACCUGAACAGAACGUUGCAAAUCUUUGGUAGAUCUGCUGUUGAGUCUUUGAAGACAAAUAAUCUUUUGCCGACAUCAUCCUUUUUAUGUUCAAUACUCACUAACAGAAUGGCAAGCUCGGCUGACCUACAGAGGAUCAAAGCUCGUUCAGAGGAAACGGAUCGUAUCCUGGCUGAGCUACAGGGCCAGAUAGAAGCUGUUAGAAAAGCUGCAGUGAGAGAAGCGGGUCGCGGGGAGGAAGAACAACUGGUGAAGGAGAAUGAGGCCAUCAGGAGAGAAGUCUUGGCUUUGAAGAAGGCUUUGGCCUUGGCUGAGAUUGGAAAUGGAGUGCGACAGGUGAAAAUGCCUACCAAAGGAGAUUUGUCUUCUCUUUCGGCCUCAACUGCAUCGGCACCCCCUGUCGUCAACGGCAGCUCUGCUCCUGCACCUGAGAAGAAACAGCAAGCGAAAAGUGAAAAUGCAGGAAAGAAAUCCAAACCAGAACAAAAGCCAGAUGCUGGCGGCAAGAAGGCGAAGACUGAGAAAGGAGGGAAAGGCGGGAAGGGAGGAGCAGGAGGAGAAGAAGGAAAGGCAAAGAAGGCUGGCGCAGCCUCUGGGGGAGACAAUGCAGAUGCUGCAGUGGACAUCUCCAGACUGGACCUCCGAGUGGGCAAGAUUGUGGAUGUGGAGAAACACCCCGACGCCGACUCAUUGUACGUGGAGCAGGUGGACCUGGGAGAGGGCAAGACAAGGACAGUGGUCAGCGGACUGGUCAAGCAUGUGCCUAUCAAUGCAAUGAGGGAGAGGAUCGCCGUGUUCAUGUGUAAUCUGAAGCCUGCCAAGAUGAGAGGUGUGCUCUCCGAGGGCAUGAUCAUGUGUGCCGUGGGACCAGAGAAGACAGAAAUCUUGGUCCCUCCCACGGACUCCGUAAUCGGUGACCGAGUGAAGGUCCUCGAGUUUCCAGGAACCCCGGAUGGACAGCUCAACCCUAAAAAGAAAAUCUGGGAGACACUCAAGCCAGAUGUGCGAACAAGUGCCAGCCGAGUUGCGACUUACAAAGGGGCGCCACUCAUCAUUGAGGGCAAAGGACAAGUUGUUGCUCCUACCCUGGCUGACUGUCAGAUCUCCUGAGCACGCACCAUAUCUCUGUUUUAUUUCAUGUUGUUUCUCAAAGCCAUUUAUUUUUUUCUUGAAUCAGUUCAAUAAAUAAAUAGCCA